Messenger RNA from Liolophura sinensis, 693 nucleotides. RefSeq lists its product as uncharacterized. The record is from RefSeq and is a predicted model, not a curated record. The coding region runs from base 109 to 693 and encodes 194 amino acids. The transcript has 2 exons. Lineage: Eukaryota; Metazoa; Mollusca; Polyplacophora; Chitonida; Chitonidae.
CCAACGGAGAUAGCGAUUCACGGAAACGAAAAUCCUUGGGCGAUCACACACCGACCCGCCAGGCUAAACGCCAGUCAGCCGAUCACCCCAUUAGCGACAGUGACUCUGAUGAUGUUAGUGGUCUAUUCAACGACAAUAAUGAUGCCAGAAUGUGACAUCCUUGAUGACACUGAAUCAGAGUAUUCAGGUGAUGACAAAGUCAGCUCUGUUGUCCCUGAAAAACUAAGUGGACGGGUCAACAAGAGAUUUGACAAAUGUCUUGGUGGUGAGAAGCUGAAAGAUUUGCUUCUGAAACAUAAUCGACCGGAGAAUUGUCAAAAUAUGAUGAUAGCCCAAGGAAAUCCCGAAAUCUGGGGAAAACUGAACACCUCAUGUGACAUACGACUAAUGCGCCGAAAACAAAUCAAACCUGCGCUCAUCAGGGGGUAUGCGGCAAUCUGUUCACCUCAUGUGCCAAUGAUGAGCAAUUUGUUCGGGGACGAACUGUGCAAACAACUGAAGGAUGUAAAAGAAACUAACAAAAUAGGCUACACAGUAGCUUCGAGGACUAAGACUGAACGUGACGGCCAGGUCAAUUUUUUAGGCCGGGGCCGGAACAACAAGAAGCCAUUUCGGUACAGGCAACAUCAACACUGGCAGUCCCAGUACUUCCUCAGAAAGAAAUCGUUCCGGAAGGAUGCCGAGAAAAAGUAA